Punica granatum (pomegranate) is the source of this 2309-nucleotide messenger RNA. NCBI's taxonomy places the organism in Eukaryota, Viridiplantae, Streptophyta, Magnoliopsida, Myrtales, Lythraceae. The record is from RefSeq and is a predicted model, not a curated record.
AGCAGCUCUGUGAGAGAGAGAGAGAGACUGCAAGAAAAGUCCGAGGCUGUGUUUGUUUAGAGUGUUUCUGGGGGAGAGGGUUUGGUCUGGUUCUGCUUAUUAGCUCCAAAAAUAUGUAUUGCUCAGUUGGAUGUUUGUUGUCUUUGAGCUGAGAGUCAAAAUAAUUCCCCAUCUCUCGAUCGAUCAAUACAAAACCAAAUCAUUUGUUUAUCUUCUUCCUUGUUUUCGUAGAUACAGACCCGAUAUCGAUCUCGCUUCCUUGUUCGAUACCUUUUGCAGCAGCAGCCAGCAGCUUCCUCUUUUGGAUUCGGAUAAGUUUAAUUGCCCCCACCCCCUGGCCCGCUGAGGAUGAUGAAUAUGUCCGGCGAUCCUUUCUCGCUCCCUGCCACCAUAGCUGCCGGCUUCUCCACUAUCGACCAAUCUCCAAACCCUAACCCUAGGCCCACUUCCAAUUCAGCAGCCAGGAAGAGGAGAAACCUCCCCGGAACACCAGUAGAUCCAAAUGCUGAGGUCAUUGCCUUAUCGCCGAAGACCCUCAUGGCAACCAACAGGUUCGUCUGCGAGAUAUGCAAUAAAGGGUUCCAGAGAGACCAGAACCUGCAGCUCCAUCGGAGAGGCCACAACCUCCCGUGGAAGCUCAAGCAAAGGGCCAAGGAUGCUAUAAUAAAGAAGAAGGUAUACAUAUGCCCUGAGAAGACUUGCGUGCACCAUGACCCAUCGAGAGCGCUCGGAGACCUCACCGGGAUAAAGAAGCAUUUCAGCCGAAAGCAUGGCGAGAAGAAAUGGAAGUGCGAGAAGUGCUCGAAGAAGUACGCAGUUCAAUCGGAUUGGAAAGCUCACUCGAAGACCUGCGGGACGAGAGAGUACAAGUGCGAUUGCGGUACUCUAUUUUCCAGGAAAGACAGUUUCAUAACCCAUAGAGCUUUUUGCGAUGCCUUAGCGGAGGAGAGUGCAAGAUUUACCUCUGUGGCAACUGCAAACCUAAACCUUAGAAAUAAUGAUACCUCGAUUAUCAACGGGCAAUCAGGUUUACCGCAUGGGUUCGGGAUUAAUCGAGGAGUUCAAGAUAUUGCUGGAAUUACUCAAUUGGCCAGAUCCAUGAUUCGCCCGGAUGCCAGUGGUAUGGCCGCUGGAGGAAACUCUCUUGCUGCAAUUCACGUUGAGAAUAACUCGAGAUUAUCAUUGUGGCUCAACCAAGCGAAUUCCCAGCUCACUAAUCCUGGAAAUGUAUUGCCCAAUUCAAGUCUUUUCGGUUCAUCGAGUUCAACAGGCCUGCCGGAGAUGCUACAAAUGGGGACGGCUAACAAUCUCUUUGGCUCGUCUUCGAUGCCUAAUUUUGGAGGAUUUACUCAGUUCCCUAGUUCUAGUGGUGCACUAAGUGCAAACUUAAGCUUAUCUCCGCUGAAGGAAGAAGUCAGUAAAAAGAGUAACUUAGUUGAGACCUCAUCGUCGGCGUACGGCUGCCAGAACUUGCAGCCAAGACCGGCCAUGUCAGCUACUGCGCUCCUACAGAAAGCGGCUCAAAUAGGCUCCUCGAGAAGCAACCAUUCACCUAUAUUUGGCAACACAUUCAGGGUAAUGAGCUCGUCUCCUAACUCAAGCACCUCAGGGUUCAACGCGCUCAUGAACCAAAGCCGAACGAAUAACGACGAAAAUCAACAGCCACCGCAUCUGAUUGCAGAUGUAAAGCAACCCAAGGAUUUCGCAAGCGAUUCCAGCCUGAGCUCAGUCACAAGGACGACCUCGUGCGUCAUUGAUCAAGCCCGGAUGAAGCUCCAUCCCGGCUCAAACAGUGCUGAGCAAAACGGUUUGACUAGAGACUUUCUAGGCGUGGGGGAGGUCAGCCGCUCUUUCUCCCCUGACGAGCUCGCGAGGCUGGCCUCAAUGAGCUCGGCCAUGGGAUUGGGCCAAUUCGGUAGCAACAGCUAAUUAGCCGAUUGAUGUCGAACGCUACAUUACCAUUAGUUAUUAAUCCUGGCUACAUCGUAUCAAUCGAUUAUUUGAUUUACUACGCACGUUUAUUGCACGAUCGGUGGAUCGAACCUUUUCAUCACUGGCUUGGAUUGGAUUGUGGGGAAGAAUGGGCAAGAGAUCGAAGAGAAAGAAAGGAUCAGCUCAGAUGAUUAAGCAGCCCGUGAAUGGUCAGUGAUGAGGGGGGGCAGGCGCGGGGCCCACUGCAUGUCCGAAAAGACUAAACAAUGAACGAACGACGAGUCAUGCAUGUUCUCGUUGUUUUAUAUGGUGUCUUAUUGAAUCACCCUUUGUUUUUCUAUUUCUUUAAUUUAAUAAUUUUUUUUCUUCUCCCCUUU